CGCCACGGAGUUGUUCCGUUCCCGUUCCCGUUCUCGUUCCCGUUCCCGUUGCCGGCGCCGCUCCCCUCGGGCCGGGCGGCGGCGGUGGCGGGGCGGCCGCGGGCGGUGGUGGCUUGUGGGCGAGCCGGGGCUGGGCAGGGUACGGGCGGAGGGCGGCGGCGGCGGCGGCGGGGAGGGGGAGCGGGAGCGCGGCGCCGCAUGCGGCGCUGAUGGAGCCGGGCUCGGGGCUGCCGCAGCGCAGGGUGGCGGGGGGCGGCGGCGCGCUGGAGCUCGGGGCGGGCUCGGCGGGGGGGUCGCCGGCUCUGUCCGGGGGACAGGCCCGCCGCAGGAAGCAGCCGCCGCGCCCCGCCGACUUCAAGCUGCAGGUGAUCAUCAUCGGCUCGCGGGGGGUGGGCAAGACCAGCCUGAUGGAGCGCUUCACCGACGACACCUUCUGCGAGGCCUGCAAGUCCACCGUGGGUGUUGAUUUUAAAAUCAAAACAGUAGAGCUAAGAGGAAAGAAAAUUAGAUUACAAAUCUGGGACACAGCAGGUCAGGAGAGAUUCAACAGCAUUACCUCAGCUUAUUACAGAAGUGCCAAGGGAAUUAUUUUGGUGUAUGAUAUCACCAAGAAGGAAACAUUUGAUGAUUUACCAAAAUGGAUGAAAAUGAUUGAUAAGUAUGCGUCAGAAGAUGCAGAGCUUCUAUUAGUCGGAAAUAAACUGGACUGUGAAGUUGAUCGAGAGAUUUCUCGACAGCAGGGAGAAAAGUUUGCACAGCAAAUAACUGGGAUGCGGUUCUGUGAAGCAAGUGCCAAGGAUAAUUUUAAUGUGGAUGAAAUAUUUCUAAAACUUGUUGAUGACAUUCUGAAAAAGAUGCCACUGGAUGUUAUAAGAAAUGAGUUGUCCAACAGUAUCCUGUCCCUGCAACCAGAGCCAGAAAUCCCACCAGAACUGCCUCCUCCAAGGCCACAUGUCCGUUGCUGUUGACUUGUUGCUCCAUACAGAGUGAAAAAUAGGAGUGGGAGGGUAAAGAAAGUAUCUAUAGUACUCUGCACUACAAUCAUUUGGCAGUUUCUUGUUGCACUUUGUUAUUCGAGUCAGAGCUACACACUAACUUGUAAAUAUGCAAAUAUGCAAUCCUGUGUAGGAUUCAGCUAUAUAACAUUUAAUUAUUACCCCUCUCCCUCACAAUGAUGUUUCAUUCAUUGCCCCAGUGUUAUAAAUACUGUACAGUUGGUUGGGAUUUACCACACUUCCAGUUGAGGAGGAGGAGAAGUUAAAUCUGUACCUAUUCUUGACAUAAAUGUUGUAAUAGUUCUUGUUAUUAUAAACAGGCAGGCAGAAGCUCUUCUGGUAUGAAGAUAAGUAUAUGGUGCUUUGCUAACUAUUUUAAAGACAAAUUUUUUAAAACAGAGGACUUUAUGUACAAAGCUUCCAUAAUCAGCAUUAUGUUUCAUUUUAAUGUAGUGAAAACAUUUUUGGCUGUAGCAUCCUCUGCUGACUGGAUUUAUUGAAAGCUAAGUUUAAUUUUUGGCAGUCUUAUUUAUUUUGUUUAAUGCUGAACCCUUUCUUUGUGUACUAAGACAUCACAUCUGGUGCAGAUCUAAGAUUGCACUCUCAAAUUGCAUAUAUAAUUUUCUGCAUAAGCAUAAACUUAAUUGCAAGAAUCAAUAAGUUUAAAUAAAAGAAUGGAGAUAUAUUCAAGCUCUAAAAGAAGGUAUAAAAAGCAAUGCUGCUGUCCUAGACAAAUUCUUUAAAAAAAAAAUAUUAAGGUAAUGCAUUUUCCUGUGUUAAGGAAUAUAUGUGUGUAUUUGUCUGGACAUCUGUAGGGUUGGGGGAGGGGAAAUUAAGGUGAAAUGAUUUUCUUUCCUAAUGGUGGAAAAUAUUCCCAUCAAGCAAAUACUGUGUUAGGUUUUUGUCUGAUAAUGAAUUUGUGAAUUAUAUCUUUGGUAUAUCUUUUAUUAAAAUGCACUGUUUAGUUUAGCUGUGGUAAAUCAGUAGUUACAUAUUUGAAUAACUUGGUGUGUCCUGAAUGUUGUGGUAUUGAAAAACAUUGUGGUCUUUCUAAACUAAUGAAGUGCAAAUAAAAUUUUGUAUUUAUGAA
Messenger RNA from Cygnus olor (mute swan), 2085 nucleotides. RefSeq names its product RAB12, member RAS oncogene family (gene RAB12). Gene Ontology annotation, cellular component: endosome; plasma membrane; synaptic vesicle. Gene Ontology annotation, molecular function: GTPase activity; GTP binding. The coding region runs from base 210 to 968 and encodes 252 amino acids. The transcript is spliced from 6 exons. The record is from RefSeq and is a predicted model, not a curated record. Lineage: Eukaryota; Metazoa; Chordata; Aves; Anseriformes; Anatidae. Gene Ontology annotation, biological process: Rab protein signal transduction; Golgi vesicle fusion to target membrane; regulation of exocytosis.